Molecule: messenger RNA, 1545 nt
Organism: Solea senegalensis (Senegalese sole)
Lineage: Eukaryota; Metazoa; Chordata; Actinopteri; Pleuronectiformes; Soleidae
Product: GTP cyclohydrolase 1-like
Exons: 6
Coding region: 72-749 (225 amino acids)
Biological process (GO): tetrahydrobiopterin biosynthetic process; tetrahydrofolate biosynthetic process
Cellular component (GO): cytoplasm
Molecular function (GO): GTP cyclohydrolase I activity; zinc ion binding; GTP binding
Source: RefSeq, a predicted model, not a curated record
GUACAACUGAGCUUGCUUCAUUGUAUUUCAUUGCACUGUUAUCAUCUCUGAAAGCAGAACUACAAGCCAGAAUGGAGUAUCACCAUGCCUCAGCGAUGAACGGAGGCGUGUCUGAAUACCUGGUCAUCGAGUCUAAACAUAAUUGUACGUGCAAACAGGAAAAGGAAUCCAAGGAGGCUGCUGAUUCCAAAAAGCUGGCUCUAAUUGAGAACGCUUACAGUACCAUACUGACUGGGCUCGGAGAAGACGUGGACCGGGAGGGACUUCUACGGACACCACUGCGUGCUGCCAAAGCCAUGCAGUUCCUCACCAAAGGCUACAAGGAAACCACUCAAGACAUUUUGAAUGAUGCAAUCUUUGACGAAAACCACGAAGAAAUGGUGAUCGUCAAGGAUAUCGAGCUGUUUUCUCUCUGUGAACAUCACCUGGUGCCCUUCUUUGGCAAGGCUCACAUAGCAUACCUACCAAACAAGAAAGUGGUUGGUCUGAGCAAGCUUGCAAGAAUUGUUGAGAUCUACAGCAGGAGGCUUCAAGUUCAGGAGCGUCUGACCAAACAGAUUGCUUCAGCCAUCGCUGAGGCUUUGGAGCCUGCUGGAGUUGCAGUUGUGAUUGAGGCUGUACACAUGUGCAUGGUGAUGAGAGGUGUGCAGAAGAUGAACGCCAGUACUGUUACAAGUGUCAUGCUGGGAAGAUUUCAUGAUGAUACCAAGGCCAGGAAGGAGUUCCUUACUCUCACACUGAAGAAGUAAAACAUUUUUACCUCAACACACUGUUACAGAUGGAAUUGUACAGUGUUUUAACACCAAUGUGUUCUUUUUAUUUAAACUUUACAUAUAUAUGUAUAUAUCUAUAUACAUACUGUAUAUAAGAAUAUAAAACUGCAAGUGUUUAUGUCAGUAUUUUAUUCAGUAAGCCACUUGGUUAAUUGUUGAACUAAAAUUGAUGUCAUGUGUGUAGAUUGAAAUGCCACAUGAAAGAAAUGUGUCACUAAAAAAACACUGCCAUAUAAAAUGAUUUGUUGUCAAAUUAAUGAUUUUUUUAAUUAAUUACUACAAGAUGUUUCAAUGUAUAAAUGUUUAACUCUUGUGAAAAUAAAGGCAAAGCUAAUUCUUAGCUUAGUCAGGAGUCGUUCAGGUAGAAUAGCGCCCCCUGUCCAAAAAACAAACCAAAGUAAACAUAAAUUGUCAGUAAUUUGUUUAAGUCUCAACAGUAUUUAACAGACUAUUAAAACCAUUAAUUAUUAACAUCACAAAUAACUGCUGUUAUUUGAGGAGCGGAGCUGAUAAUCCAAGAGCUCAUUCAAAGCGGAUCUGAGUCCAGGCUGCGCUCAGAGUGCCCUCUGCUGGACCAUAUGGUAAUUACUUAAAAAAGAGGUUCAAAUGUCAUCAGUGACUUUAUAACAGACCUCUAUCUACAGCAAGUAGCCGAGCAGAAAAUGUCAAAUAAUCAUGUGGGACGCACUAAUGGCCCUUUCUCUGCAGUUUGUUUUUAGUUUGUCUUUUGUACAUUGGAAUUGAAUUAGACAAUAAAUACUUCUAAAAAGAA